Lachnellula hyalina is the source of this 1608-nucleotide messenger RNA. RefSeq names its product Cytochrome P450 monooxygenase. The transcript has 4 exons. The coding region runs from base 1 to 1608 and encodes 535 amino acids. Gene Ontology annotation, molecular function: iron ion binding; monooxygenase activity; heme binding. Lineage: Eukaryota; Fungi; Ascomycota; Leotiomycetes; Helotiales; Lachnaceae. The record is from RefSeq and is a predicted model, not a curated record.
AUGGUGGCAGAAACUUUACUCGAAGCUGUGGCGCGCAACUGGCCAGUCGUUCUAGUAGUUGUGCUGGCCUCGUAUCUGAUUAAGAACCGAUUUACGCGGGGUCUCAACAGGUACCCAGGACCAUUUCUAGCAUCAAUCACAGACUGGUGGAGAUUUUGGAUUGUCUACAAGAGAAGACCUGAAGUUGAGCAUAUCAAGUUACAUGCCAAACUCGGGGAUGUCGUUCGACUAGGACCCAAUGAUCUCUCUUUUGCAAACCCGCAAGCUUUGAAGGAUAUCUAUGGACUCAACAAGGGAUUCAUUAAGUCAGAGUUCUACCCCGUGCAACAAUCAGUAGCAAAUGGACACCGUCUGCCCUCCCUCUUCAGCUCAACAUCUGAGCCGUUUCAUGCACAGCUUCGCCGAAGCGUCAACAGUGCUUUUUCCAUGUCAACACUGAUCCAGUAUGAACCUUUCGUCGAUUCCACCACUGAGCUCUUCCUCUCCCAAACAGACAAGCUCUAUGCCGAAACUGGGGAAGCAUGUGAUUUCUCAAGGUGGCUGCAAUUCUACGCAUUUGAUGUCAUUGGCGAAAUGACAUAUAGUAAACGCCAUGGUUUUCUUGAAGAAAACAAAGACAUUGAUGGAAUUAUAAAAUAUCUCGGUGGUCUAUUCGACUACGUUGCACCAAUCGGCCAAAUACCCUUCCUCGAUUUGCUCUUACUCAAGAACCCGCUCUACCUUCUCGCCGCAAAAUACGGCCUGAUAGAUGCCACCUUCCCCGUGGCCCGCUUCGCGCAACAGCGCAUGGCGGAACGCUACCCAACCACUAAGGACCCGUCAAUUCUCCCCACCACUACAUCUCCUGCCCAGCAAUCACAACCAGACCUCCUCUCCAAAUUCGUGCAAGCAAAAGACUCGCGCCCAGAAUUCAUGACCGACUCGCUCGUCACGACCAUGGCCGUCAGCAUGGCCUUCGCCGGCUCCGAAACGACCGCCAUAAGCCUAAGCUCCGUCUUCUACUUCCUCCUGCGUCACCCCGCCUGUCUUGCACGUCUCUACGAGGAGUUGGAUGGCAGGGCUACGGAGGGCUAUUUUAGGGACUGCGAAAUGGGUGUUGUGACCUGGAGCGAGAGUCAGGGAUUACCGUAUCUUGAUGCGUGUAUCAAGGAAUCCUUCCGCUUGCACCCAGCGCCCGGCCUCCCUCUCGAACGCAUCGUCCCGCCGCAAGGCGCGCACAUCGCAGGGCACUUCGUGCGCGGAGGUACCGUUGUCGGCGUUAAUGCCUGGGUUGUGCAUCGCAGGACUGAGAUCUUCGGGGACGAUGUCGAGGUGUUUAGACCCGAGAGGUGGUUGGUGGAUCAGGGCAAGGAUAAAGCAGAAGAGGAAAGCAGGAUUAAGGAGAUGGGCGCUACGAUGUUGCAUUUCGGCAUGGGGGCUAGGACGUGUAUCGGGAAGAACAUCUCGCUACUAGAGGUUUAUAAACUUGUGCCUACUGUUUUACGGCGCUUUGAGGUUCGUCUUGAGGAUCCGGAUAAGGAGUGGACAGUUCAUAAUGCUUGGUUUGUAAGGCAGCUGAACUUCCGUACUACGUUCCGCCGCAGGGAAAUCACACAGCCGAUAUCGUGA